AUGACUUCAGAAGAAGCCAAACCGUUUGUUCUUGCUUCGUCGCCAGGUCCACCUCGAGGAUUAGUUCCUGAACACGUUCAUAUGCUUGAAGAACUUUUCACGGUCGUGUGGUGGGAUGAUUUUGAAGCUAAUCGUGAUAAAUUUUCCAAUAAAAUACAAGGUAUUUUUUCUCAGUGUGGGAAACCCGCAGUUACGGAAGAUCUUGUCGCGGCUUUACCGAAUUUGAAAGUGGUAUCAAACUUUGGCGUUGGUGUCAAUCACCUGGACGUUGCCAUGAUAAAUAGGCAUGGGAUUAAAGUUGGCAACACUCCGCACGUUUUGAGUGACGCUGUUGCGGAUGUUGGCAUGAUGUUGAUUCUGGCUUCAGCAAGAAGAUUAAUUGAAGGUGUCAAUAUAGCUCGUGAAUCCAAAGUAUAUAGCAUGUUUAUGAUGGGCAAUGAUAUAAAUGAAGCUACACUGGGAGUUAUUGGUAUGGGAAAUAUUGGUUAUAAAGUUGCUGAAAGAGCUAGAGCAUUCAACAUGAACAUCAUUUACUAUAAUAGAGAAAGGAGAUCAGUAACUGAUGAAGAGAAAGUUGGAGCUAAGUAUUGUAUGAGUUUGGAAGUCUUGUUGAGGCAGUCUGAUUACGUAAUGGUUGUCGUUCCACUGUGUAAGGAAACCUGUGCAAUGAUUGGUGAGAGAGAAUUUCAACUAAUGAAGCCCACUGCUGUAAUCAUAAAUAUUGCACGAGGUCAAGUGAUAGACCAGGAUGCCAUGGUGGAUGCCUUACAGAAGAAACUCAUUCAUGGAGCAGCGCUAGACGUCACAUAUCCUGAACCACUUCCACCAGACCAUCCUCUAUUACAUAAUCCAAAUGUUAUUGUAACACCCCAUUUUGGAUCACAGACUGUUGAAACCAGGCGAAAAAUGGCACAGAUGGUUAUCGAUAACUUAGUGGCUGGCAUUGAAGGAAAGCCCUUGCCAUCUGAAUUCAAAGCAUGAAGACAAAUUUUAUGACUCCUGUGUGCAAUUUAUUUGUGUUUAAUUAAACUCAAAUUAAAUUGCAAACCUAUAUAAGGUUGCUAUUUGCUCUUGGGCAUGUUUAGUUUGGGGUUGAAUUUUGUGCAUACUAAUUACCUAAUUACUUUAAUUACCACUCAUCAAAUUAAAAUGAAACUUAGAAUAUAAAUAAUCUUGGACAAUUGACAUACCUAAUUACUUAGUUGAAAUCCAUGUAUAUUAAUUACAUAAUUUGCAUAGAUUGGGUUAUGUGGACUCGUUAAUAUGCAUAACUGUAAUAUCUCAAACUAUGCUAAAGGUAGGAACAUGCAACCAAUAAAGGCAUUAAACAAGAGAUGUGACUUACAUAUUGCAGGACGAUAUAUGGUCUUGUGAUCUCAUUAUUAUGUAUAAUUUUAAUAUUAAUAUUAUUGAAGAUUGAAGGAAUAUUUAUAAUUAUAUGAUUCUAUAAAUACCUACAUACUUAGUAUUUACAUUUAUAUCAUUUGAAUCUUUGUAAAUUUUAAAUUUAAUUAAUAUUAAUUGAUGUGUUUUAAGUUCUUGUGGAUUAAUGCACCAAGAAAGUAGAGGUUGGUUUCAUAUUACCAGUUAAUCUUGAACUGGUUUGCUGCAGUUUUUCACAUGUAUGAUGAAUUUUUCUUCAAUGCUGCCCUCACAGAUGUCUUUCAAUCUACCUAUCUAUACCCUUAUUUAUCGGUGCAUAGGAAGAAAAAAAAGUUACGUUCCAACAAUUGAAAAAAGUAUGUUUAUCACAAAUUAAGUAAGUCAAGGGAAAAAAUGUUUUGUCGCAAAUUAAGUCUAAAUGGUCACCGUUUAAAAAUAUGUUUCAAGAAUUAUACGUCGCAACAGGGAAUGAUCAAGUUACAAUUCAAACUUUAUCUAAAAAUUACUAGACUUGCUACUACAGCAACCUAUAUAUCAUCUGAAAGCUUAGUUAUACGCGAAUACAGUAGUGCAUAUGUCGUACUAAUGUUUGUCUGAGGGAUUACCUACAACAGCCAAUUUCACUGAUUUUGAGACUAUUAAAAACAUGUAUGAAUA
Saccoglossus kowalevskii is the source of this 2040-nucleotide messenger RNA. RefSeq lists its product as uncharacterized. Lineage: Eukaryota; Metazoa; Hemichordata; Enteropneusta; Harrimaniidae. The record is from RefSeq and is a predicted model, not a curated record. Gene Ontology annotation, cellular component: cytosol. Gene Ontology annotation, molecular function: glyoxylate reductase (NADPH) activity; hydroxypyruvate reductase [NAD(P)H] activity; NAD binding.